AUGGACCGUAUGGAUAUUUAUCAUAAGUUCUUCUCUGUCGCAAGACGAGGCGUGCUCUAUUCUGCCCCGAUUACGCCCAACCAUAACGAAGGGCCGCGAAUACUAGAUAUAGGAACAGGAACAGGAAUUUGGGCAAUCGACAUCGGCGAUAAAUUAAACAGCACAUAUCAAAAAGUAGAAAUUCAAGGGAUGGACCUGUCAUAUAUGCAGCCGCGAGAGAUCCCCGCGAAUCUGUCAUUUAAAAAACGAGACCUUGAAUCGCCUUGGCACGACCUAGGUCUGGAUCAUUGGGAUCUGAUACAUAUGCGGCUACUCAAUGGCAGCGUCGGAAAUUGGCCAGAUCUGUAUUCUAAGGUUUAUAGGCAUCUCAGGCCGGGCUACGGCUGGCUCGAACACAUUGAAAUAGACAUGACUCCUCUUUGCGAUGACGGGACGCUUCCGCCGACCUCCAAUCUGGUGCAAUGGACCCAGCAAAUAAUGAGCGCCACACAAGACCACUCCCGACCCUUGGCAUAUAACACGCAAACACGUUCGAUGUUGGAACAUCAAGGCUUUGUGGAGAUCCAAGAACAAGUCAUCAAGGUGCCUUUCAACCCUUGGCCCACCGAUACGCAUUUAAAGGAUAUUGGACGGUGGUACAAUCUCGGCCUGACUCAAGGGUUGGAAGCCCUCACAUUGGGGCCCAUGACAACAGUGCGAAACUGGAAGAAAUCCGACGUAGAUAAGUUAAUCCAAGAUGCGAAGAAAGAGAUUUGUUCCAAGCAUAUCCAUGCCUAUUGCAACAUGUAA
This is a messenger RNA of Venustampulla echinocandica, 789 nucleotides long. RefSeq lists its product as uncharacterized. NCBI's taxonomy places the organism in Eukaryota, Fungi, Ascomycota, Leotiomycetes, Helotiales, Pleuroascaceae. The record is from RefSeq and is a predicted model, not a curated record. The coding region runs from base 1 to 789 and encodes 262 amino acids. Gene Ontology annotation, molecular function: methyltransferase activity. The transcript is spliced from 5 exons.